Molecule: messenger RNA, 1746 nt
Organism: Nerophis ophidion (straightnose pipefish)
Lineage: Eukaryota; Metazoa; Chordata; Actinopteri; Syngnathiformes; Syngnathidae
Product: protein FAM219A-like
Exons: 6
Coding region: 164-739 (191 amino acids)
Source: RefSeq, a predicted model, not a curated record
GUGAGGCGGCGCUGCUGUGUAGCUGCCGAGUCACCUCUGUGCUGACGGAGGCGAGGAAGAAGCCGCUAGAAUGCAGCACAAGACCGCCUUCCCACAACCACACACUUAAGCCACUUUUUUACAUCCUUUUUCAUCGAUACCGACCGGUUCAAAGUAGGUUUUUAUGUCAACAAUGAUGGAAGAAAUGGACAGGUUCCAGGUUCCUCACGUCAACGGAGAGACGCAACCUUUGGAUCCAGCAGCUUCCUCAAACUCGGAAACCGACCCUGAUGCCAAAGCAGAAACGGUGGCCAUAAACUACAAGCCAUCACCACUGCAAGUCCAGAUAGAGAAACAGAGAGAUCUUGCCAGGAAGGGCUCAGUGAAGAAUGGCAAUGUGGGUAGUCCUGUCAAUCAACAACCUAAGAAGAACGCUCGGACAAGGUUGGUGGUGCCAAAUAAAGGCUACUCCUCUCUCGACCAGAGCCCGGAUGAGAAGCCCCUCGUAGCACUGGACACCGACAGUGAUGAUGACUUCGACAUGUCCAGGUACUCGUCAUCAGGAUACUCCUCAGCCGAGGUGAGAUGUCUGAGGGACCAGCAAAUCAACCAGGACCUCAACAUCCAGCUCCUGAAGGACGGCUACCGCCUGGACGAGAUCCCCGAUGACGAAGACCUGGAUCUGAUCCCCCCUAAGGCCGUCAACCCCACCUGCAUGUGCUGCCAAGCCGCCCCCUCCACAGCGUGUCACAUCCAGUAGCCUCCUCUUCCCCUUCACAAACAUCAUAUAGAACAUCUUCUUUCCGGAACCUUUUCAGUUGAGUGACUGCAAAGAGAAGUGGGGAAACUGUUGAGGUGGAAGAACUCCAUUGUCAGGUAGGGAACACCUUGGGGAGAACCAGUGGGUGUUGUGCACCUUCCUCCUAUGGUUGGACCUGUGUACCUGACAUCUCAAGUGAUGGUACCAACAUAAGCCUGAAGUGUUUGUUUUUCUCACCAUUUUUAUGAAGAACAAAUAGUAAGUACGGGCAAGGAAUAGCAGACCAGGUACGGUGAAAAAGGAAUACUAUUUCAUUGGCUUCUGGUUUAUUGAUUGGGAAGUGUGCUAGUUCUCUUAGCGUUGUCUUCCUGUGUAUAUAUGUCUGACAUGAACAUGAUGUUUAUGUGCUAUACCCAGAGAAGUAGGGCUGAGUCAUCAAACUAACGAUACAACACUAAUGCAGGGGUGUCCAAACUACGGACCAAGUUGGGCUUGUUAGACGUUAUGAGUUUCCAAAUUAAUUUUUAACAUCUGGCACUAUCAUUACUAAUAAUUCAGCCCCCAUCUUGUGGACAACAUGAAUAAAUCAGGUCCAUGACCAUGAACUAAGCGUUGAAUUGAAUACAGCACGGCAUAUACUUGUAUGACCUUUGCCAAACAACCUUCCCUGGUCAUAGCGCAUACAAAAAAACCCCCAAAAAAUUAACACACAAAGUCAACACACAUGGUCACACAUAACACAACCUGCUCACUUGACCAUGUAUUAAGCGUUGAAUUAAAUACAGCACGGCAUAUACUUGUAUGACCCUUGCCAAUCAACCUUCCCUGGUCAUAGCGCAAACAAAAAAAAGCCCAAAAAAUUAACACACAAAGUCAACACACAUGGUCACACAUAACACAACCUGCUCACUUGACCAUGUAUUAAGCGUUGAAUUAAAUACAGCACGGCAUAUACUUGUAUGACCCUUGCCAAACAACCUUCCAUGGUCAUGGUGCAAACCACAAAA